Cervus elaphus (red deer) is the source of this 4476-nucleotide messenger RNA. It is a transcript of the gene OCA2, whose product is annotated as OCA2 melanosomal transmembrane protein. Bases 158 to 2695 code for a protein of 845 amino acids. Gene Ontology annotation, cellular component: melanosome membrane. Gene Ontology annotation, biological process: transmembrane transport; melanocyte differentiation; melanin biosynthetic process. Lineage: Eukaryota; Metazoa; Chordata; Mammalia; Artiodactyla; Cervidae. The transcript has 24 exons. The record is from RefSeq and is a predicted model, not a curated record.
AGCAAGCAGCAGCAAGCAGGAGCUGGAAGCAGGGUCUUAGUUUCCCAGACUGGGAGUCCUUACCACUGGACCACAGGAGCCAGCAGUUAGGGCUAAGGUGCCUAGUCUCGCCUGCCCAGUCAAGAACUAAUUCAGUGAGAAGAGUGGCAGCAGAAACAUGCACCUAGAGAACAAAGACGGCAGGCUGACCUCUGGCAUGCUGGAGAUGGAGCUGCAUCAGACAUCUGCUUCCACGAGCGCUGGCCUGGGAGGGUCAGGGCUGGUGGAACUCAACACCAGCAACCGCCGGCCACAGCAAGGAGUUGGCAAGGCAGAUUCCCUGAGCCCCUACCACAGUGGGGCUGUUGGGCAGAGCUGCUGGGCUCCUGUGGACCAGGAUUUUGGCUCAUUCCUCAAGGAGCAGAGGUCUCACCCUCCUUUCUCCCAGGUCUUCAGCUCCAGGUCUAAAGACCCCUGCUUUACAGAAAGCACUCCUUUGCUGAGGAAUUUCUCACAAGAAAAAGGGUCAUGGUGCAUGCCCAUUUGCCACCCAGAGUUCAUUACUGGUGAAGAAUCUUGGGAGGACAGCUCAGCUGAGUGGGAGAGAAGAUGCCUGCUAAGCAGAGAAUUGGCAGGUUCCUCUGAAUCCGCCUCCUUAGAGAAGGGGGAGCUUCUGGACAGUGCUCGCUUCAGGUUCCGUCUUGCCGAACUGAGGUGCUGUGUGCGGUGGCUAAAAGUUGCAGGCUUAUUUGUCUUUGUGGUGCUGUGCUCUAUUUUAUUUAGCCUGUAUCCAGAUCAAGGAAAGCUCUGGCAGUUGCUGGCUGUGUCACCGCUGGAAAGCUACUCUGUGAACCUCAGCAGCCGUGCAGAUUCCAUGCUGCUCCAGGUGGACCUGGCAGGGGCCUUGGUGGCCAGUGGCCCAAGUCGUCUCGGGAGAGAAGAGCACGUGGUGGUGGAGGUGACCCAGGCUAACACUGCAGGCUCCAGGCGGCGGCGGCCACAGCAGGUCACUCAUAACUGGACGAUAUUUUUAAACCCAAGCAGAAGUGAGCACGUGGUGGUGAGCAGGACAUUUGAGGUUCUUAGCAGAGAGCCUGUUUCCAUCAGCGUCCGAGCCUCCCUCCAGCAGACCCAGAUUGUUCCUCUUCUGAUGACUCAUCAGUACCUCCGCGCAAGUGUUGAAGCACAAGUGACCAUUGCUGCGGUCAUCCUCGCUGGGGUCUACGUGCUAAUUAUAUUUGAGAUUGUUCACAGAACACUAGCAGCCAUGUUGGGGUCUCUUUCAGCUUUAGCAGCACUGGCUGUGAUUGGUGAUAGACCCAGCCUGACCCAUGUGGUGGAGUGGAUUGAUUUUGAGACUCUGGCCCUGCUGUUCGGCAUGAUGAUCUUAGUAGCCAUAUUUUCAGAAACUGGAUUUUUUGAUUAUUGUGCUGUAAAGGCAUACCAGUUGUCCCGAGGAAGAGUGUGGACCAUGAUCUUCAUGCUGUGUCUCAUUGCUGCUGUCCUUUCUGCCUUCCUGGACAAUGUCACAACAGUGCUCCUCUUCACUCCCGUGACCAUAAGAUUGUGUGAGGUGCUCAACCUUGAUCCAAGACAAGUCCUGAUUGCAGAAGUGAUCUUCACAAACAUUGGGGGAGCUGCCACUGCCAUUGGGGACCCACCAAAUGUCAUGAUUGUUUCCAACCAGGAGUUGAGGAAGAUGGGUCUGGACUUCGCUGGGUUUACAGCACACAUGUUUGCUGGGAUUUGCUUCGUUCUCUUGUUCUCCUUUCCACUCCUCAGACUCCUUUACUGGAACAAAAAGCUCUAUAACAAGGAACCCAGUGAGAUCGUUGAGCUGAAGCAUGAGAUCCACGUCUGGCGUCUGACGGCACAGCACAUCAGCCCAGCCAGCAGGGAGGAGACAGCAGUUCGAGGUCUGCUCCUGGGGAAGGUGCGGGCACUGGAGCGCCUGCUGGCCCAGAGGCUGCACAGCUUCCACAGACAGAUCUCACAGGAAGAUAAAAAUUGGGAGACCAAUAUCCAGGAGCUACAAAGAAAGCACAGGAUAUCAGAUAAGACUUUGCUCGCCAAAUGCCUGACAGUGUUGGUAUUUGUUAUCUUCAUGUUUUUUCUCAAUUCAUUUGUCCCUGGUGUUCAUCUUGAUCUUGGGUGGAUUGCUAUUCUAGGUGCCAUCUGGUUGCUAAUUUUAGCUGAUAUCCAUGAUUUUGAGAUAAUUCUACACAGAGUGGAAUGGGCAACCCUUCUGUUCUUUGCAGCACUCUUUGUUCUGAUGGAGGCAUUGGCACAUCUCCACUUAAUAGAAUAUGUCGGAGAACAGACUGCUUUGCUAAUAAAGAUGGUCCCAGAAGAUCAGCGCCUUACAGCUGCCAUCAUCCUGGUGGUCUGGGUCUCAGGCAUCACAUCCUCCCUGAUUGACAACAUCCCAUUCACUGCUACUAUGAUUCCCGUGCUCCUAAACCUGAGCAGAGACCCUGAUGUCAGCCUUCCUGCCCCACCACUCAUGUAUGCGCUGGCCCUUGGUGCCUGUCUGGGAGGUAAUGGGACACUGAUUGGAGCAUCAGCAAAUGUGGUUUGUGCAGGAAUUGCAGAACAGCAUGGAUAUGGAUUCUCUUUCAUGGAAUUUUUCAGGCUGGGCUUUCCAAUGAUGGCUGUCUCCUGCAUGGUGGGGAUGUGUUACCUCCUUGUUGCUCAUGUCGUGAUGGGAUGGAAUUAGUAGAUAUACAAUGUAUGAAGACUAAGGGAAACUUGACCCAUCAUCAAUGUCAGUAGAAAACUGCCACAAAACCACUCUUUGGAGAAAAAAAGGUGCUUACCAUGGGGGUGCUCUGGAAUGGAGAUUUUGCUAUCUACAUUCUUAUUUGGGUGAAGCUGUGAUAAAUACAAGAUAACUUACCCAAGAUUCUACUAUAGGAAAAUGUGUAUAUUUCAAUAUAUAUCUUGCUCUGUUCUAUAGGAAAAGACACAAAAGGCUUGUGUUGUUUAAAUGUCACUUCUCCUGAAGUGACUGCUUUCCUUCACAUUUAACUUCACAUAUAAUUCCUUCACAUCUAACUUUUUAUGUUAAAAUAUUAAGAAUUCAAAUUGUGUAUACUCCUAAUGCAUACUUUUCUUGGGAAGGGCAUACAAUUUGUAAGGAAACAUUAAAAAUAUUUAAAACAUACUGCCCCUUGAGAAAAGGUCUUAGAAUUGGUUAGUCUCUUAGUUUUCGGUAGAGGAACUGUUGAUCUUGUCCACAUAGGUCUGCUCCUGUGGAUACAGCAGGACAAGUAGAAGGAGAGUAAAUCUGAAUGGGCAGAUGGAAGAUACUUAGCUCUGUACACCAUUUUCGUUCUUCAGCAAAUGAAAAAAAUGUUCAUGUCUGCAAUAAAAGAAACAAUGAAAGUGCCACCAGAUUUUCUAUCAAGUUUGUCAAUUCUCCUUACACUGUCUCCAAAAUUAAUAGGUAAAUGAUCCAGUACCUAUUAAAUCCUAUUUCAUAAUGACAGAAAGAGACAGCACUGAAGGAACAAAUGGCUUUUCUAUGAAUGUUGAAACGGCAGAGUUAAACAUUGUUCUGAUGCCUCAUGUAUAAACCCUGAAGGUCCAAGGACCAUGGGGACACACAGUCUGAAUUCAAGAUAAAGAGUGUUCUUCUACUGCAUAUGAAGAUCAUGUCCUUCUUGAGUUGCAUUAGAAGCUAUGUGCAGGUUUGAAAAGCACCUCUAUCCAGAUUAAGGCCAUGUGCAGGCAGGGGUGGAGGGACAGGUAGCCAAGCAACAGAUACAACUGCCAUGGGAAUUGGAAUCACUUCCUCUUGCAAUUUGUGGGUGCCUUGCAGAUCUUGGGCCCCAGUCUCCUAAACACCACAUAACAGAAGACAAUGUGCAUGCCUAACUUUAUGGAUCAGUUGGUUAGAGGAUAUUUGGUUUACAGCACACAGUUCAACUUUGUCUGGUGGCAAUGUUUCCCACAAUAAGGUCUUCAAUCUGUAGAAGGGCCCAGUAGCAGCCAAGAGCUGCUUUUACAGUGAAGACUAGUAGUCAGAAUGGGAGGGUGUGGACCUUAUCCAGCCAUUCAUGCUCUGCAUUGUGAUAUCCCCAUUGAGGUCAGCCAGAGACACUGGGACUCCUUCAAUGUGCUAUGCCAUUGAGAAGGCCCAAUUGGCAAGGCAGCUUGCUUGACAGCGGGGCCUGCUGUAGGAAUUUUAUUUGGUUGAGUGUCCCUCAAAAUUUGCAGCUUCAGGAGGUCAUCUGGUAAUGGGUUGGAGUAGCUUCUCCAAUGUGUUAUAUGUUUCCUACAAGAUUGAAAAUGGACCUCCAAGAAUUGUAUUUUUUAAUUUUUGUGUGUGAUUAGUGCAAUUUGUCUCUCACUUUGCAGGGUAAUUUUAAGUCACUGAUUGGUAUUAGCCUUUAAAUUUUCCAUUGAGAAAGGAAAUUGAGAUGGUGUAUUUUUUUUUUGUUUUACUCUCUUGGUAUGGAUGAGAAGCUUCCUAAUAUAAAAGAGAACAAAUUUGGA